This is a messenger RNA of Arabidopsis lyrata subsp. lyrata, 2481 nucleotides long. Its product is annotated as probable fucosyltransferase 8. Lineage: Eukaryota; Viridiplantae; Streptophyta; Magnoliopsida; Brassicales; Brassicaceae. Gene Ontology annotation, cellular component: membrane; Golgi apparatus. The record is from RefSeq and is a predicted model, not a curated record. The transcript has a single exon. Gene Ontology annotation, molecular function: galactoside 2-alpha-L-fucosyltransferase activity. Gene Ontology annotation, biological process: cell wall biogenesis; xyloglucan biosynthetic process.
CCAACAAAGUGACAAGAAGCUUCACCAUCACCUACAGUCAUAGCAUAACACAUUUAUGAUACUUAUAAAGUAUCAAGAUUCUUUAACCAAGAUUGGAAUCAGAGUCUUUGAAAUCACUUAAUUAUAACUAUUUCAGUAUUUUAGAUCUCCUAGAAGUUUUCUGAGCUUUUGGUUUUGAAGAUCAAGCUCAUGAUAACAAUAGUCACUUGCUUACUACUUUGGUUACUAUCAAUCUUCAUCAUCUUCAACCACCAGCUUCAUAAUGCUACAACCAACGGUAAGAUCCAUUCAUAUUUUGGUCUUGUUUAGUCAAGAAUGCUCAUUUGACUUAGUAAUUAAUUCUCUUGUAAUAGGUUCAACGGAUUCCCGAAAACCGAGAGAUAAACUGUUAGGAAGGCUACUUACUGAAGAGUUUGAUGAAGAUUCUUGCUUGAGUAGGUAUCAGUCUUCCUUUUAUCGCAAGCCUUCACCAUACAAACCAUCCAGAUAUCUCGUCUCUAAGCUUAGAAGCUACGAGAUGCUUCACAAGCGUUGCGGUCCUGGCACAAAAGCUUACAAGAAAGCAACAGAGAGUCUUGGUGAAAAUUAUUCAAGCAAAUCUGUUGGUGAAUGCAGAUACAUUGUGUGGAUUGCUGUUUAUGGGCUAGGAAACAGACUACUUACUCUUGCUUCUUUGUUUCUCUAUGCUCUCUUAACUGACAGAAUCAUGCUUGUUGACCAACGCAAGGACAUAAAGGAUCUCUUAUGUGAGCCUUUUCCAGGUACUUCUUGGCUACUCCCUCUGGAUUUUACACUAACAGAUCAGUUAGAUAGCUUCGACCGGGAAUCUCCUCGUUGUUACGGAACAAUGUUGAAGAAUCAUGCCAUUAACUCGACUACAAUCAUCCCCUCAUACCUCUGUCUUUAUCUUAUUCCCGAUUACGUGGAUCAUGAUAAGAUGUUCUUCUGUGAAAAAGAUCAACUUCUCAUCAGGCAAGUCCCUUGGUUGGUCUUCAACUCAAAUCUUUACUUCAUUCCAUCUCUAUGGUUGAUCCCUAGUUUUCAAUCUGAAUUAAGCAAGCUAUUCCCACAGAAAGAAACCGUCUUUCACCAUCUGGCUCGCUAUCUUUUUCACCCGACUAACCAUGUUUGGGGUAUGAUCACAAGAUCCUACAAUGCUUAUUUAUCAAGAGCUGAUGAGAGACUUGGAAUUCAAGUAAGAGUUUUUAGCAAGCCCGCUGGAUAUUUCCGGCAUGUCAUGGACCAAAUCUUAGCCUGUACACAAAGAGAGAAACUAUUACCUGAAGUGUCUGUCUGAGAAUCACAAGUCACUAAUAAUACAUCAAGAAGCUUGAAACUCAAAGCUGUUCUUGUCACUUCUCUUUACCCAGAGUACUCGGAGAAUCUAAGGCAAAUGUACUGGGAAGGCUCAAGUUCGACAGGAGAGAUAGUACAAGUUUACCAACCAAGCCAAGAAAUGUAUCAGUAAACAGACAAUAAGCUUCACGACCAAAAGGCACUCGCUGAGAUAUAUCUUCUAAGUUUAACGGACCACAUUGUCACGAGCGACUCAUCUACGUUCGGGUACGUUGCUCAAGGUCUUGGAGGAUUAAAGCCAUGGAUACUCUACAAGCCAAAGAACAACUCAGCUCCUGAGCCACCAUGUGUUCGUGCCGUGUCAAUGGAGCCAUGUUUCCUUAGAGCUCCACUCUAUGGUUGUCAAGCUAAGGAAGUGAAAAUCACCCCUUUUGUUAUGUAUUGUGACGAUCGGAUCACGGGCCUUAAGCUAGUUGAUUCAAAUUAGAAAUCACAUUUUUUUUAUGGGUUUGUGUGUUUUAUUUGACCUAAAACCCACUAGUUUUUUUUUUUUUUUUUUUUUUUUUUGUGUUUUUCUUGGAUCACUAGUUUUAAAGUUCAUAUAUUUAUUUAAUGAUUUCUAAAAAGUAGUUAAAAUCUGGUGUUAUUUAUUAUUUUAUUUCUCAUUAUGGAAGUGAAUCUUGUUAUCUUAGAAAUAUUUUUGUAAGUACACUAGCUAGUUCAAAUCCACAUGGUAAUUAGAAUGAAGCUUCACGACAAAUUAAGAUUAUGAUAAUGAAUUGUUACAUGAUAUGAUAUGGUCAGAUGGACUAUGUAUGUUCUGGACCUUCUGGUUUUGAUCAAUUUAGUUUUGUAAAAGACAUUGUUAUUAUGUAAAUAAAUGUAAUUGAGUUAUUUAAGGUUGCGAUUUCGAAUCUCGUAAUGUUUCGAAAUAUAUACAUGUGGAAAGAAAUCUAGCAAAAAUAAUUGUAGUAAGGUUUUUUCAAGAUUUUGUUUCCUUCACUUUGGACAAGAGUGAUUUAAGGUUUUCUCCAAAUUACGACAAAGAGAAAACCUUUUUCUCCAAACUCGUUACGACAAAGAAAGAACCUUAGUACAAAUUAAGUAAUAUCGAAAUCACGAAAAAAACUUCUCAAAAUAUAUGGAAGUAAUUUUCAUAUGGUUUAUAGAAAUUAUAUUUAAUUC